AUGGGGCGAUUCCGGUCCCAAGUUCGGGGCGCGGCGGCCCGCAUCGUCCUAGAGGGACGCUCCGGGCCGGGGCCCCGCGGCGGCGGCGGCGCGAACGAGGACGGGCCGAGUAGUGCCCCGCGGCCCCGGCCCCGGCCCAUCUGCCCGAGGCCCCCGCCCGCACACGCUCACCUCUCCCCGUCGCCGCGCGUGGGCCGCCGCCGCGCUCAGGCUCGCCGUGGUCGAGGCCGGAGCAAGGUGCGGAAGCGUGGGGCCUGCGACGGAGAGAACCGUGCCGCGCCGCGCCAGGACCCAGCCCUCCGCAUCCGCCGCCGCCGCCGCCGCCGCCGCCUCAGCUUCCAAGAUGGCUGCUCCCGGGGCGGGGCCCUGGCCCGCUUCCGCUUCCGGUGUGCGGGCCUCUGGGGCGGCCGCUCUAGGCGGCCCGGAGGACGUCGCCCGCGUCUCCCUGUCCCCGCCAGCCCCGGAAGCUGCGCCGGCGCCAGGAGAGCAGUCAGCGCGUGCGCACAAGCGGACAACUCCGCGGGGCGGGGUCCCAAGUGGUGGUGGGGAGAGCGGCGGGCGCGCUGGAAGGCGGCUUCGUGGCUUCGUCCGCCUCCCUGCGGGCUGGCUGAUUUGACUCCCCGGAGCCUCGGGAUGACCCCGACCGCCCUCCGGCCUGCGUGCGGGAAGCCGUCUAGGCCACCCCGCCCUGCAGUGUCCUCCCCGCGGGCCGCUGAGGGUCCAGCGCUGGCCUUCUCUGUCCACUGUGAGGCCAUGGGACGUUCAGCCGUAAAAAUGACCGAAUUUCCCGCCGGCCCUGAGUGGGGUCCCGCUCACAGCCCCGGCCGCACCGCCCGAGUUCCUCCCGCCGGCCGUGCAGGGCCGCGCGGUUCAGACCCCGGGGCCCGCCGCUCGUCCGGCCCCGCGCCAGGAUCAGUCUGGGGCUUGCUGCGGGCCCCGGGCACCCUGAUUUCCUGUGGUCCAGCCGUGGCCACGCCUCGGGCAGAGUUCAGGCCCGGGGGCAGAAGCGGAGGAGCGUCCAGCUGUCCGUGGGUCCGUCCGUGGGAACCUGGCCGCCCUCCCCCGCCCCAUCCGGGGUCCUGCCACCCCUACGCAGGGCGGCCCAGCUGUCCUGAGGGUGGACAGUUUUGUCCAGGAGGCCGCCCAGGUCCUGGAUAGAAGCAGAGGCAGAUCCUGGGCUCACCCAGGUUUACUUAUUUGAAAGGUGUGGGGGCUCUGGGUCCCCGGGACCCGCGAGACUCUGCUCCGGAAGACGCGGGACACGGACGACUCUGCCCACAGCGUGACCCCAGCGCGCAGCACAGCCAGCAGUAAGGAAACAAGCCGGGUCGGUCUCCAGGCCCGGCCACCGUCCCGCACCACCAACAGGUGGAGGCAGACGCCUUUGGUGACUGCUGGGCCUGGGCCUCACGCCGAGUCCUUCGCUGACUUCCUCCUGUGUGGACAGUCCCGGAUGCCAGCUCCUGCAAACUGCCCCUUCUCUGUUUCAGUCGCAAGACGGCGGCGGAGAGGCGAGUGCGGAGCUGGCGUUUCUGGGGGUUUGGCAGUGCAGUGCAGAUUCCUGCGAGGAGAAGAAGGAGACCACGGAGAACGCUAACCCGGGACAGCAGGUGAGCGACACAAAACUUCGUGAAGCUCCAAUGACGUGGGGGAGCGAGUCGGCCUUGAGUGUCUGCUGGCUGAUCCUGGCCAGGCGAUCGCCGCCCGUAACUCUUGCAGUCUUUGACUCGUUGGUUGAUCUAUCCCCGCUUGGUGGCCUGAGACUGUGGGAGUCUCGUUGCCGUUUCGCAAUGAACUCCUGAGUCGAGAUGGAGUCACUGAGGGCGCACCUGCUGCUGUUCCUGCCGCGGGAGCCCAGCGUGCUAGCAGUGAGCUUCCGACAGACCUUUCAUACGUUUGGUGUGAUGACAGAAACGCGAUAGAAACCGGAUUCAGUCCAAGGCCCAGGCAAGUUGACGGGAUUCAGAGGCUUGGGCUUUGAGACAAAAUCAUUGUAGACUGCUGGUUCUAUUGAAAGGAACGGAAUGGAUGAGGCAGGCAGUCCAGGUAACUCUGGAGGGUGUGUUGAAGGUAACCGUCCAGGGCACGUGGGGCGGGGCAGUGCAGGCUCGCUCUCUGCUGGCUUCCCCGAGUGUGGCGGUGGCUUUGCCGUGGCUGAGGGCAAAAGAAAACCAUUGAGUAGCUGCGGGAAGGUUGCGGAAGUGCCGUGUCGGGGACCAAGGGGCGGGAGGAGCCAGCCCCCGCUGUGCCGAGUUAAAGGGUGUCAGCCCCGUGCCGCAGGACAGUCUGAGAGUCCUUAGUUUCGGUUUGUUGAAGUAAAUACGCGACGAACUGCACAGGAUGUAAAGAACCCUGGCGGGCCCCAGUCGAUGAACGUCAAAUUCCGGAUGUUGCCGGAUUGUCCUCCACAGGAACCCCAGGUGUCCCCCCGCCAGGGUACAGAGCCGCGGGGUCUCUCUGGGAAACUGGGCUACGUCUGAGAAAUUAACAAUAAGGGGAUAACAGACACUUUCAGAAUGAUGGAAAACGAGUGUAACAGCAGAAAAAAAUCCCGUAAGGAAUCCAGUCCCACUGUUGGCAUCGUACCCCCCCACUGGGGGAUAGCUCCAAGCACGGAGCUGGCCCCCAAACAUGGUGGAAGCGUUCGGUAUCCGGGCGAAAUGCUGAGUUCUUUCCUUUCAUCGGGAAGCUGGGGCCGCCGUCCUCGGCAACAGGAGCAGGCGCAGCCCAGCCCACGGUGCGCAGUGAGGGCGGGUGGGGUGGUGAGGUGUGCUCCGGCCCCGACGCACGGGUCAGAACGGCCGUCACCCCGAGGAGCAGUUCUGCAGGCGCCACCGGGUCCCCGGGGAAACGAGGGCGCCGUCUUCCUCCCUGCGGGGAAGUGAGGGCGCCGUCUGCCUCCCUGGCGGGGAAGCGAGGGCGCCCUCUUCCUCCCUGGGCAGAUCUCUCGUCUGGGCCCGCGUGGGGACUCUCCCUCUGCGUUGCUUUUUGCUGUUUGGGCUGUGGCGAUGACAGAGUCCACGCCGCCAUUUUCUCGGCCGCCGGCAUCGACGCUGGGCCCCCGGUUCGGAGCCUUUCUGGUCUGGUUACUCGAAGGGGGCACCAGACCCUUCUCCAGUGUCUGAGAAGACAAGACCAUGGCCUCGGCCUAGGGGCCGGAGGGCUCAGCUCCCGGGAAUGCGGUAGCUCGUAUUCAUGUGUGUUGUAUGUAAUCUAUUUAUAGUAUGCAGGUACAUUUACCCCCUCACCCCCGACUUCGCCGAUUGGAAGUGUUUUUCUGCCCGCGACACUGGUUCUCCCAUAGGUAAAUUUUAAAAUUAAGAGUGAAAAGAGCGGUAGCCCGGAGGUUUUGGGGGUUGUCCCCUUAAUUCCCCCUUUUCUGUUUUAAUAAAUGAGUUUUAAGUGUA
This is a messenger RNA of Oryctolagus cuniculus (rabbit), 3407 nucleotides long. The record is from RefSeq and is a predicted model, not a curated record. Lineage: Eukaryota; Metazoa; Chordata; Mammalia; Lagomorpha; Leporidae.